AUGUCACGAUCCAGCAGAGACUCUUCUGAGCUAGAAGUUGAGCCUCAUAAGCUCAGAUCUCUCUUAGAUUCAAUUGCAAUCCAACUCGAAAUUCCAUUUCUUGAAAGACGAGGAAGAAACAAACAACACAAGCACGAUCCAAUCGAGGAACUAAGAGAAGUAAUCCAAGAAACCAGCGAGCGCGAAAGAGAACUUCAAGCUUGCAUAGGAAUUGCCCGAGUUCUCAUCGACAACAAUGAAAAAAGUAUCUUAAAAAUAAACAAACAAAGAGAAGAAAAAGAAAAAGAUCAGGAGAAAAUUAAAGAUCUCAGAAAUACAAUUGAAACCUUAAAAGAAGAAUUAGUGCUUGCUGAAGAAAAAUACGACCAAGUUAAUAAAGCUUUAGUAAGCUGUGAGGAGCAGCUGCUUGUUUUAAAUGCUGAACAUAAAAGGCUGCUGAUGGAGAGCAAUAAAUUGAGGGAAUUGCCAGAUUCACUUGUACAGUCUGUCAAAGAUUACCAAAGUGAAAUUGAGGAGCUAAAAAGCAGCUUUCGAAGUGAGCUGGAUGAGAUGAAUAAAAACAAAUUUGAGUUAGAAAGAAGAAACAAGAGGCUCUUACUCCCCCCCUUUAAAUUGGAACAAAAUAUAGGUAAAAUUUCCACUUUUUUGGUAAAUUAACCCCCCUUUAAAUUGGGACGAAAUUUAAUUUUAUAAUAAAAAAUUUUAUAUAUAUAAAUCAUAAUUUUUAUGUAAAAAGUUUUGAUAUAAUUUAAAUGUUUCUUCUUAACUAAAAAUUAAAAAUUUAGUUAUAUCCUGCUCUUAUUUAAAUAAUAGAGUAUAAAGAGCAUCUUAUUUAAAUAAAUUUAUUAUCCUUAAUUGUAAAUUUUAGGACAAAUUUAAUUUUUUUUGUUUUUAAAAAAUUUCAAAAAUGAUAUUUUUUAUUUAAAUAGCUUUGAUAUAAAUUCAAUACGAAUUAUUUACAAAAAUUCAAUAUUUACUUAUCACUUGCUUUAUUUUAAAGAAUAGAGUAUAAAUAACAUCUUAUUUAAACAAAAUUAGCACUUUGAUUAAUAAAUUUUUUAAAUUUUUUUUUUUUUAAUUUUUUUUUAUCAAUAAAAAUAUAAUAAUUUUUGUGUGAAUAGUUUUGAUACCAAUUAAUAGUGGCGUAUUAAUUAAUAAUAAAAUUUUAGUUAUAUCUUGCUUUGUUUUAAAGGAUAAAGAGUAAAUAGCAUUUUAUUAAACAAAUUUAUUAAUCUAAUUCGAUAAAUUUUUAUUUUUAAAUUUUAUAUAAAUUUUUUUUUUAUAAAACAUUUUAUAAUGAUUUUUUUUUAAAAAAAUUUUCUUAACCCGCCCUUUAAAUUGAACAAAAUUUUUAGUUCCAAUUUAAAGGGGGGGAGUCAGAAGAAAAAACACAAAUGGACACCAUCUAUAAUGAAACUUAUGAAAAAUUCAAAACUCUUGAAAUAUCAAACCAAAAAUCUCAAGAAAGAUUAAAAGCCCUCGAACAAGAAUGCCAAAAUGCUAAAUUCGAAAAAGAAAUAGCUGACAAGAAGAUUGGCUUGUUAUCAAAAAAUACAGAGAAACUUAAGGCAAAAAUUGAUAAACUGGAAGAAGACCUAAAAUUGACUGAAAACUCCCGAUCCAAAUCUCAGACUCCGAAAAAGCUUAAGCAUUCCCGACAUCACAGCUUGCUAACUGAAAUUGAAAGUGUACGAUCAGAUGAAAAGGAAAAGAAACUAAAACUCCCAGAAAUUAGGGAAGAAGAAGAAAUGGUCAUCACCAGCAUAGCAAGUAAAGCUUUUCUUUCGUUUACACCACAUGGCAAAUCAGGUCAUAAAGUUUUCAGUUUUGACAGAUCUCAGAAAACUUUAGAUAUAGAUAUUGACUUAGGAAUAAUACAUAUAGAGUCUAAAAAAGCUAAAGAUUUUCCUGGUCGAAAAGAUCCAGCAGAAGAGUAUUUCUUUUUGGCAACCCAAGCUGUAAAGAUGAAUUCUUCUUAUAUGGAUGCAAUCUGUAUUAUUCCUCCCCAAAACCUAUAUGAGAAAGCAAUGAAAGAAGACGUGCCAUUUCAUAAGUGGCAUAUUUGGAUAGAGUCCCAAUUAAAUUCUGCCUAUAUUCAGAUGCUAUACAAAAAAGAUUCAAAAAUCGCCCCAAUCCCUACAAUAAAUAGAAUAACUAGAAGAUAA
Molecule: messenger RNA, 2165 nt
Organism: Blepharisma stoltei
Lineage: Eukaryota; Ciliophora; Heterotrichea; Heterotrichida; Blepharismidae
Source: the annotation of a GenBank genome assembly